Molecule: messenger RNA, 3572 nt
Organism: Brassica napus (rape)
Lineage: Eukaryota; Viridiplantae; Streptophyta; Magnoliopsida; Brassicales; Brassicaceae
Product: F-box/LRR-repeat protein 15
Exons: 17
Coding region: 443-3418 (991 amino acids)
Molecular function (GO): protein binding
Source: RefSeq, a predicted model, not a curated record
AACGGCACCGUUUCGAAACGACAUCCCUGAACAAAAAAGAACGGUGAAGCCAAGGAGCCCAAACCGAGCUGUUUGUUUUCUUCGAUUAGUAAUCUUUUCGCCAUUCUCUUUCCAUCGUCGCCGAUAUUUUUCUCUCCCGAAUCGCCGGAAUCUUAUCACCGCCCACUUUUAAAACUUGAAAGCCUCUUCUCCAACAAGAACCACAUAAUACGCCUCACCCUCCUCACUAUCCCUUACCCAAGAUCUGAUCCAAUUCACCUCUCUCUCUCUCUCAAACCCUAAUCUAAAUUAGGUUAACCUUCGAUCUCCUCCUUCUCAUCUUCUAAAUCCCGAAUCAGAGAUUCAAUUGCUCUGAAUUCCUUCUGGGCUUUCCAAAUUCUGAUCGGGUUUUCGAUAAAUGUGGUAGAUCGAGACCGGAAAUUUCGUUUCCGGGGUGUGUUGCAUGAGGAUUUGGUGUUUUGAUUGCUUCACCGACGAGGAGGAGGAAGGUAGACUGAAACAAUCGGCUAUGGACAACAACAACAACAACAACAACGACGAUGUCGAUUUGGAUCUAAACCAGACUGAGCUAGGAGUCAGUGAGGACGAGCGUUGGCCUAUGUGUGAGGAGAUGAUGCGUGCUGCGACGGAGGAGGAGGAGGAGGACGGUACUGAAUUGGAGCAGUUAUGGUCAUCUGAGAUUCGCUCCCAUCCUCAUUUAGUUCUUCAAGGAGAGAGUAGCAAUGCUGCUGCUGCUGCUGCUGUAGGUGAGGAUUGUACGAUGGAGGAAGCUGAUCACGAUUCGUAUCAUAAACGUGCUAAAGUCUACUCUGGCCUUGCUUGCAGUGAGUCACGGUCAGCUUCCGGGGUAUCUUCAGAUGCUGGUUCGUCGGUGGAGAGAACUGUGAGUUUUGGGGUUGCCUCUUCUUCUAGGACGGAUGUGGAUAUGUUCUGUCAGAACUUCAUCUUGAAUUAUAGUCGGAAAGAUGGGAAGAAAGAUGAGGGAGAUGAUAACGGUUCUUCUGAAUCAGAAGAUUUUGAAGUUCAUAUUGAUUUGACUGAUGACCUCUUGCAUAUGGUAUUCUCGUUCUUGAAUCACAUCGACCUCUGUCGCUCUGCUAUGGUGUGUCGUCAGUGGAGAGUAGCUAGUUCUCAUGAGGAUUUUUGGAAGGCCUUGAACUUUGAGAAUAUGAGGAUUUCUAUCGAGCAAUUUGAAGACAUGUGUCUUCGCUAUCCCAAUGCCACUGAAGUGAAUGUUUAUGGCACUCCUUCUGUUAACGCUCUGGCUAUGAAAGCAGCCACCACUUUGAGGAAUCUGGAGGUCUUAACUGUAGGAAAAGGUCAUAUCAGUGAAAACUUCUUCCAGGCAUUGGGGGAGUGUAAUAUGUUAAGGAGCGUGACUGUAAAUGAGGCUAUUUUGGGGAAUGGUGCUCAGGAAAUUCACCUGAGUCAUGAUCGGCUACGUGAACUUAAGAUUACAAAAUGCCGCGUCAUGCGUUUGUCUAUCAGGUGUCCGCAGCUCAGGUCUUUAUCAUUAAAAAGAAGCAACAUGUCACAGGCGAUGCUUAACUGUCCACUCCUUCAACUUCUUGAUAUAGCCUCGUGCCAUAAGCUCCUGGAUGCUGCUAUCCGUUCAGCUGCCAUUUCGUGUCCUCAGUUAGAGUCGCUCGAUGUUUCCAACUGUUCCUGUGUCAGCGAUGAAACUUUGCGUGAAAUAGCCCAGGCUUGUGCUAGUCUCCAUAUUCUUAAUGCUUCAUACUGCCCCAAUAUAUCUCUUGAGUCAGUACAUCUCCCCAUGUUGACAGUUCUCAAGCUUCAUAGCUGUGAGGGUAUAACAUCAGCGUCUAUGACUUGGAUUGCUAACAGUCCUGCGCUGGAGGUUUUGGAGCUUGAUAAUUGUAAUCUGUUGACAUCUGUCGUGUUGCAUCUCUCCCGUUUGCAGAGUAUAAGCCUAGUCCAUUGCCGCAAAUUCACAGAGCUGAACUUGCAAAGCGUAAUGCUUUCAUCUAUCACUAUCUCAAACUGUCCAGCGCUUCGCCGAAUCACAAUCACUUCAAACUCCCUUCGACGGUUAGCUCUCCAGAAACAGGAGAAUUUGACAACAUUAGUUCUGCAAUGCCAGUCCUUGCAAGAAGUGGAUCUCUCUGAUUGUGAAUCGCUCUCAAACGCUGUUUGUGAAAUAUUUAGUGAUGAUGGUGGAUGCCCAAUACUGAAAUCAUUAAUUCUUGACAACUGUGAGAGCUUAACAGAAGUACGAUUCAGCAAUUCAUCGUUGGCUAGUCUGUCCCUUGUUGGCUGUCGUGCUGUUACUUCUCUCGAGUUGAAGUGCCCUCGCAUAGAGCAGAUCUGUUUGGAUGGAUGUGAUCAUCUUGAAACUGCAUUAUUCCAGCCUGUUGCGCUCCGGUCUCUGAAUCUAGGAAUAUGUCCGAAAUUGAGUGUGCUCAAUAUCGAAGCACCUUAUAUGGUGUCCCUUGAAUUGAAAGGCUGUGGUGUACUGUCUGAAGCAUCCAUCAUUUGUCCUCUGUUAACAUCUUUAGAUGCGUCUUUCUGCGGCCAACUGAGGGAUGACUGUCUAUCUGCAACCACUUCUUCUUGCCCACUGAUUGAGUCACUGGUGCUAAUGUCGUGUCCUUCUAUUGGCUCUGAUGGUCUGUCUUCCUUGAACGGGCUCCCAAAUCUGACUGUUCUUGAUUUGUCGUACACUUUCUUGAUGAAUUUGGAGCCUGUCUUCAAGUCCUGUAUUCGACUGAAGGUACUCAAAUUACAAGCCUGCAAAUAUCUCACUGACUCAUCACUGGAGCCUCUAUACAAAGAAGGUGCUUUACCGGCACUUGAAGAGUUAGACCUGUCUUAUGGAACUCUCUGUCAGACUGCGAUUGACGAUCUACUUGCGUGCUGCACACACUUGACCCAUUUGAGCUUGAACGGCUGUGUUAAUAUGCAUGACCUUGAUUGGGGUUCAACCAAUGUGCAGCCAUUUGAUUACUUUGGUGUAUACAGUUCUGGUGAGACUACUCGAGAACCAGCUGAAGCAGCCAACCGGUUACUGCAAAACCUCAAUUGUGUGGGUUGCCCCAAUAUCAGAAAAGUGUUGAUACUGCCAGCAGCUCGAUUUUAUCAUUUAUCAACACUGAACCUUUCACUAUCGGUCAAUUUAAAGGAGGUUGAUCUUGCCUGUUCCAACCUGGUUUUGCUUAAUCUAAGCAACUGUUGCUCUCUGGAAGUACUGAAGCUUGGCUGCCCAAGAUUGGCUAGUCUCUUUCUUCAGUCUUGUAACAUGGAUGAAGCAGGAGUUGAAGCUGCUAUAUCAAGAUGCUGCUCACUAGAGACACUGGAUCUCCGUUUCUGUUCAAAGAUAUCCUCGGUGAGCAUGGCGAGGUUCCGAGCAGUGUGUCCUAGUUUGAAGCGAGUCUUCAGCAGUCCAAAUCUUGCAGAUUAGGGAUUUGCACCGAAUGUUUUAUUAUAUACUAGUAUUAUCCCCUGCUAUGCAGGAGCACAUUAUAUUUCUUAAUAUAAAAAUUUAAUACAAAAAUGAACUUAAAAUAUGUAAAUGUUACAUGUUUUGUUUAAAUAUAAAUAUAAACUAGGUGAUU